AAGAACGACUCGUUUGCGAAUCGGACGUGACUGCUCGUAACAUCGAUGGCGCGCGAUGUCUGUUUGAGAAAUAUCAGACCGAGUUCGUCGAGCCCAAAACGUAGACCUGCAGACAGAGACUUUGAAUCCAAACCCGUUCAUUAGAUCUCACACACAACCGAAUGCAAACGACGUCUGUCCUGGAGUCGUAAUGAAAUGAAGAGGACACGGGUUUUAUACGCCACAGAAGAGUGUGCUAUCUACAAGCUGGAUUUGUGAAUGUGAAAUCAGGGAAAGGAAAUGCUCUUGAUUUCAGCACCAAGGCGCUGUCCACUGCUCCAGCAACAAAGCAUCAGUAAAUGAACAUUUACUGAUCAAUAAACCUGCUCUCACAUCAACAAUAAAUGCUUUAUAGACGAUUUCAAUUCGUGCACAGAGUAUGCCAUUUAAAGCACUGCUCUUUGUCUUGUCUCUAUAGACUAAACCCCGUCGACACAUCAGAUAUUCUCCAAGAAAUCUCGAGGCUGGGUUGUUUCAUUGACGUUCAUACAGAGACAUGAGGAAGUGCAGCCCAUGGAUGUUUCUGCCUGUAAUGUUUUCUUUCUUUACAGCUGCUGGUCUCUGGGUUGUGUAUUUCAUUGCUGUGGAGGAUGAGAAAAUCACCCCACUCAGUUCAGAGUACAAGAGGUCAGAAUCAAAAUCUCCUCCAUAUAUCAGUAUUGCAGGCAAUGCUCCACCUGCCAGCUGCGUGUUCAGUCAAGUCAUGAACAUGGCAGCCUUUGUAGGCUUUAUUCUGGGAGUGCUGCGAUAUCUGCAGCUGAAGCCGAGGGUGCAUAAACCCUGGCUCAACAUCGGCAGUCUGGUGGCUUUGUCUCUGUCCUGCUUUGGUAUGACUUUAGUUGGGAAUUUCCAGCUGUCCAAUGACGAGGAGCUGCAUAAUAUUGGCACGUCCAUGACCUUUGGCCUAGGAACACUAUUCUGCUGGGUCCAGUCUUUCAUGACCCUAAAGGUCAACCUGAGGAAUGAAGGCAGGCGAGCUGGAAUCCCUCGCUUCCUGUUGUCCGGGGCGGUGACUUCCUGCAUGUUGCUUUAUUUUGCUCUGAUGGCUCAGCGGCUGCACAUGCAUGCGGCCCGCGCUCAGUGGGCUCUGGUCAUGUUCUUCCUGACGUACCUGGGCACAUUCGCCAUUGAGUUUCGCCACUACCAUUUCGAGAUCGUCUGCAGCGACGACCACGACCCUCCACUCAGCCUCUCCGAAAGCUUCUCCGAGGUCUCCGAGUACCAGUCUGACCAGCUCUAGUCUCACUCUUCAGCAUCUGUGGACUCUCAUACUCCUUCCAGUGCUCCUCACUUCUCAGUCCUGCAUGUCAGCUGAAUGUAAUCUCUAUAGAAAGACCUUCGGAUGAGUAUGUCUUCUGAAUGUUAGAUAGGCUUUCGCAAAAGCAACAAAAUCUUGAAAUGCACAAUGAUUUACUGUGAUGUGCUCCAUGUUUAUGUGUCAGAUGAGUGACGUAACAAGGACACUUUCAGGAUCUGAAUACAGGAACAGUUUUUGGCAAGAUAAUCCUUCAGAAACAUUAGGACUGUGCUUUCUUGAUGCAGAGGACACUACAAACCUCACCAUUUGAAUUAAAGGGAUAGUUCACCCAAAAAUUAAAAUUAGCAUUUAAAUGAUCAUUUACUCACCCUCAAAGCCAUCUUAGGUGUAUAUGACUUUCUUCUUUCAGACUAC
Messenger RNA from Carassius auratus (goldfish), 1711 nucleotides. RefSeq names its product transmembrane protein 150C. Gene Ontology annotation, cellular component: plasma membrane. NCBI's taxonomy places the organism in Eukaryota, Metazoa, Chordata, Actinopteri, Cypriniformes, Cyprinidae. The transcript has 9 exons. The record is from RefSeq and is a predicted model, not a curated record. The coding region runs from base 536 to 1279 and encodes 247 amino acids.